GAGUCGGCCAAGGUUUCUGAACUAAAUCCUAAUGCAAAAGUAUGGGGGAAUCAUAUGUUACAUGUGGAAGCAAGCGGGGCUAAUGAUGGCGGCGUGAGCAAAACCUGGGAAGAAAUAGCAGAUCAUCCACCAGAUUCCUGCAAAGAAGGGUUGGAGGCCAACGGUGAUGGUGACAAAAAGCACCAGAAUGAAUCGUUAACAGAACUGCAGGAACCAUCACUGUCAGCAUCCACACUGUCAGACCAGACAGAUAUGGAAACCCUUGUGCAUCUUAGAUCAUUCAGAAGUAUGAAUCUUAUACACGGAAAAACACUCAGACCAGGAGGUAAAGAACAGCUGCAGUCAGAAGGUCAAGAAGACUUGCGAGAAGUACUGAAAAAAACACUGGAGUUCUGUUUAUCUAGAGAGAAUCUUGCCAGUGACAUGUACCUUAUAUCUCAGAUGGACAGUGAUCAGUAUGUGCCAAUAAUGACAGUAGCAAACCUUGAUCACGUCAAGAAGCUGAGUACUGAUAUGGAUUUGAUUGUUGAAGUGCUGCGAUCAUUGCCUUUAGUCCAAGUGGACGAGAAGGGUGAAAAAGUCAGGCCAAACCAGAAUCGCUGCAUUGUGAUUUUACGUGAAGUACCUGAAUCUACUCCAAUUGAAGAGGUCGAAGCACUCUUCAAGGGAGAUAACUUGCCUAGGUUCAUCAACUGUGAGUUUGCCUAUAAUGACAACUGGUUUAUUACAUUUGAGUCGGAAGCAGAUGCACAGCAGGCUUAUAGAUACCUUAGAGAAGAAGUGAAAACCUUCCAAGGAAAACCAAUUAAGGCAAGAAUAAAAGCAAAGGCUAUAGCUAUAAACACAUUUUUGCCAAAGAAUGGAUACAGACCUCUGGACAUGAACAUCUACACACAGCGUUAUACAACAUCAUUUUACAUACCUCCAGUAUACAGCCCCCAACAGCAGUUUCCACUGUACAGCUUAAUUGCCCCACAGACGUGGUCAACAACACAUAGCUAUCUUGAUCCAUCACUGGUAACACCGUUUCCCAAUACUGGAUUUAUCAAUGGUUUUACAUCUCCUACUUUCAAGCCUACUACUUCUCCACUGACUUCACUCAGGCAGUAUACACCCAGAAGCAGGCAAGUUCUGGAGAUAAGUUUUCAUCUUUUGCACUGUUAAGUUAUAUCUGUCGUG
Messenger RNA from Podarcis muralis (Common wall lizard), 1179 nucleotides. Lineage: Eukaryota; Metazoa; Chordata; Lepidosauria; Squamata; Lacertidae. The record is from RefSeq and is a predicted model, not a curated record.